Messenger RNA from Adineta steineri, 5661 nucleotides. The record is from the annotation of a GenBank genome assembly. NCBI's taxonomy places the organism in Eukaryota, Metazoa, Rotifera, Eurotatoria, Adinetida, Adinetidae.
AUGCUUGGGAUUCUUUGUGGAAUAUUAAUAUUCUUUUUGCAAUAUGAUAAUGCUGUAACAACGAAUAGUUUCGAAUGGAUCUUAUAUUCGCAUAAUGGAUAUGAUAAUUGUUUAUUGUAUGAUCAACGUUUAUUUUGUCGAGAUCAUGAUUUACUUUCGAAUAAUGUGUCAUCGUGCACACAAGGAGCCACAUGGUAUUUCUCAACAUUAAAAGAUAAUAAUAUUACUACAGACGAUUUGUUGAAAUGGCGAAUUCCAUUUGAAACUAUUGAGCGUUAUGCAAAUUAUUUAGAUGAUAACUUAUUUAACAGUUAUAUCUGUAAUUGUAGUAAUGAUCGAAUCGGUGCAGCAUGUCAAUAUCUUCUUCCUGUUAAUCUGUCAACUAUUGCUGAGCUAUCGAAAGAUCAUUUACGUGAUCCUGUUGCUCGUGGAUCAGGAUUGUACACAUGUUUAAUUGAUAUGAUCAAGUGUAAUACAGGUUUGCUGUGUUUGGAAUGGCGACAAGUUUGUGAUGGUAUAGUACAAUGUGAGAAUGGAGCUGAUGAGGUCGGUUGUCAUGAAUUUGAACUUCGGAAUUGUUCAUCGGAUGAAUUUCAAUGUCGUAAUUCGAUGUGUAUACCAAAUGAGUUUCUGUUUGAUGGUACGAUUGAUUGUAUGGAUUCAAGUGAUGAGCAAGAAGUAGAUGGAACACAAAAAAUUUUUGGACUAUGCCCAACGACAUCAAUUUGGGAAUGUGAAGAACGUUUAUGUCGAAAAGAUGAAUUUAGUUGUGGAGAUGGUCAAUGUAUUCAUUGGUCAAAUCUAAUUCAUCAUCAAAACAGUUGUAAGAAUACUCGAGAUUUAGCUUAUCAAUGUGAAUUUCAAGGGCUUUCAACCAUCGCCAAUGGCAUUUGUCGACAGAAAGGAAUCGCUGGUCUACCAUCAUUGCAAAAUUCGACAUCAUGUUCAUUAGGUCUUCGUUACUUGUUGACUGGAUAUCAACGCAAACAAUCAUGGAACCAUAUUAUUACCUACUGUCCUGAUUUUAUCCAAUAUCCUGAACAACCUGUAUUAUCACCUGUUCUUAAAAUGUUUUACAAUAUAUCACAUAUUGUCUCAUUCUAUGCUGGACAAAACUUUGGACUUGCAUUACCAAAAAGAACUCCUGAUCUCGUUUGUCUUAAUGGAACAUUCAUAUGCAAUGGCACUCUGAUAACAUCAACCAAUGGUACUUGUUGGAGCUUUGAAAACUAUUUAUCAUUUGCGAAUCUGCCAUUUUUUCCAUUUUCAUAUUUAUUUUGUCAAAUGGUAAAAAAUGAACUACAGAAUAAUUUAUCACGAGAAUACUCUCAACCAUUAAUAAUUAAUUCACAAUCAUUCAUCUGUAAUGAAUUUGUUUAUCCAAUGGCUAUACGACGAAUCAAUGAUGGAUAUAUUGAUUGUUUAUUUGGUGAGGAUGAACAAAAUGAUCAGUACAAUGUCACUCUUCCAUAUCGUUACCGAUGCUCCGAUUUAUCCACCACACAAUAUGUUAGUUAUCAAUUAUUAGGUAACGGAAUAGAAGAAUGUGCAGAUGGAAGUGAUGAACUUUCUAAUGCAUUAAAUUGGCAUUAUUUUCGAUGUGAUUUCGGAGAAGAAUAUCCUUGUUGGGUGUUUCGUAGUGCAUACAUCGAUAACAUUGAUCGUAUUAAUAAUAUACAACUACCAUUUCAUCGAUACUGUGAUUCCGUACGAGAUACGAGAGAUGGACAUGACGAAAAAAAUUGUUCCCAAUGGGUUUGUCCUCAAGACAUGUAUCAAUGUCGAACUACUGGACAAUGUAUUAAUAAAGAUAAUUUAUGUGAUGGAGAUUUUGACUGUGAUAAUGGUGAAGAUGAAUUAAACUGUUCCAUAACAAAAUCUCGAUGGAUACUUGAAGAUCAAUGUAAUAAUACUAAAGAGCAUUUUUGUAUCACGCAACACUUUCUCAUGAAUCAAACAUUGCAUCGACCUUGCAUAGAUUAUUGGAAAGCAGGUGAUGGACAAUUUGAUUGUAUGGGGGGACGAGAUGAACGAAAUGUUUUUGUUUGUCCUGAUCAUCAUAUAUUAGGUGAUCGAUUUCUAUGUGAUAAUGCAACAAAGUGCUUAUCACAUACAGCUAUAUGCAAUAGUAUUAUCGAUUGUUAUGAUCAAACAGAUGAGCUUAUCUGCUUUUGGACCAGACAUCGAUGUAUCGAAAACAACUUUGCCUGUUAUGAUAAUAGGACUUGCACGCUUGAUCGAUGUUCUUCUAAAAAUAAUUGUCCUACUAAUGAAAAUUUAUUUUGGUGUCCAAAUCCAUAUGAAAGUAAUUAUAGAAUAAGUAAAGUUCGACGCCGUUCAAAUUACCUGUUAUUCUGUGAGAACGUGGAGCUGUCUAACACAUCAGGAACGUUACCCUCGAAUACCGACACCAAACGGAUGUCUGAUCCACAAUUACAUGGGUAUUGCAAUCGUGGUUUCUACUUAUUAAGUGGAAAUGGAAAAGAGCCUGUAUGUUUCUGUCCACCUAGUUUCUACGGACAUCGUUGUCAAUAUGAUCGUCUUCGUAUUACUAUACGUAUUCGUUUUGAUCGUAUACAUCGUUCAGACCUACCACCACUACUUCAUGUUCUGGUUAUACUACUCCACAACAGAACCUUUAUUAUUGAUCAUCAAAGAUUUAUCGAUAUCCAUGAAGAUUUUCCUCAAAAACAUAGAGCUUACUUAAUAUAUUCUUAUCCAAAUCUCAGUGGUAAUUAUUCAGUUCAAUUCCAAGCAUAUGAUGGGCUUGAACUCUUGUCUGUAUGGGAAUAUCCAAUUAGCACUAUUGGAAUUCUUCCUGUGUUUCAAUUAGCUAAAAUACUUCGAUUUCCUGAUCGUUCUUUACCAUGGCGAUGUCUUCAUAAUCAUUGUCAAAAUAAUGGAUCAUGUUAUAUAAUCGUUAAUAAUGAUGAAAAUAGUUAUUUUUGUCUUUGUCAAAGUGGUUGGAAAGGAAAUCUAUGUACAGAACCUCUCAAAGAAAACAAGUGCUCAUUACAUGCUCUUGCUCUAGAUAAAGAUCUAUGUGUUUGUCCAAGUGGGUAUUUACCACCUCAUUGUUUCGUUCGUAAUACUAUUUGUGAAAAACAAAUUUCUAGUUGCUCUUCAACAAACGGAAUCUGUUUACCUUUUUCUACUUUACCUCCUCAUGAAUAUUGGUGUUUUCACGAUAGCUUCAAAUCUGAUGGAUCAUCUAAAUCUAUGCUGAUGUUAAACAGACGAAAGCCUAAUGAAGAAGCAUUUCUCUUACAGUUAUUGAAAAUAUCUCAAGACUAUCCAAAACUACGACAGCAAAUGCUAAUACCAAAAUUAACAUCUUUUCCUAUUACCUUUGUCAUCAGUACUAGAGAUAUGAAAUUUUAUAUGACUUUACCUGAAAUUGGUAUCUUGUAUACAUAUGAACGUCGGCGAGAUUUUGUGGCUGUCCAUUUGAGCAUGCUCUAUGUUAACUGUAGUAAUAGCUUACGAAAUUUUACUGUGGAUCUUGAUUCUCAACCUUCGCAAUGUAAGUCAGUUUCUAAUCGAUCACCAAUGACACUCCUUAACACUUUCUGUUGGCAAUCUGAAGUUCGAUCAUGUUUUUAUUCGCAGAAUUAUAUUUGCUAUUGUAAAAUGAAGACAAAUCGUAGCGAAUGUUUAAGCUACGAACAGCGAAAUGUGCAAUGUGGUCAUUGUCUUAAUCAAGGUUAUUGUAUUCAAGGCAAUUUGCGAAAUAGUAGUGAUUUUGCUUGUGUUUGCCCAAAAUGUGUAUUGGGUGAUCUUUGUCAAUUUUCUACCAGUCGGUUUUCUAUCGAACUUGAAAUGCUUAUCGAACAAACACAAGGCAGUCGACUUCAUUUACUUGUACCUAUUAUUUUCUUUUGUUUUGGAAUAAUCUUCAACACUUUAGAAAUUAGUACAUUUAUGAAACAAAAUGCACGACAAGCUGGCGCGGGUCUUUAUCUUCUGAUCAACGGUUUUAUUAGUCAAUUUGUACUUGUUCUUCUACUAACUCGUGUUAUAUAUUUAAUUUUUGUUAAACAAAUGACACUGAGUUUAAUUACAAAUCAAAUCUUAUGUAAAUCGUUACCUUAUCUAAUGACAACUUUCAAAAAUAUUAGCAUGUGGCUUAUGAGUUUUGUAACUGUCGAACGAGCUUUAGCAGUUACAUGGCCUUUACACUUACGAAUGUUUCGUACUCCUCGUUUUGCUAAAUUGAUUAGCAUAGUGACACUUAUAUUUCUCUUUAGUUCUCUUUACAUGCUUAUCAUUGAGUAUAAAAUAGUCAUUCGUCCCGAUCGUUCUUACAUCAGCUGUGUCAGAGAAGUUCCAUCGCAUAAUAGAAUUACAGUACAAUAUACAUCUCUAGCACAUCAACUUCUUCCUUUUCUUCUUAAUCUUAUCGCUGGAAUUACAGUAAUCAUCAAUCUCGGUCGUUCUAAAGCACAUAGUCAUCAAAAACCAUCUCGUUAUACAAUCGCUGAACAAGCUCGUCAACGAGCUGAUCUACUAAUUGGACCGUUCAUUUGUUUCAUAUCUGCAUUACCACAACUCAUCAUAUUAUUUUUAGAUGCAUGUAAUUAUGAAGAAAUUAUUCCAACAAUUAUUGUUACAGGAAACAAAAUAAAAAAAGAAGAAACAUCAACAAUAGAGAUAACAACAAUAGCAACAGCAACAGAAGAAUCAACUACAGGAAUAAUAAUGACUAGUGGAUUGUUGACAACAACAGAAGAACAAUUACUUCCUCCUGUUAUCGUUAGUAGCAAUACGACAUGGAAACAGAAUGCAUCUACUGUUGCUGGAGGAAAUGGCCACGGAAGUAAAUUAAAUCAAUUAGAGUAUCCUUGGGGUAUUUAUGUUGAUGAUGAUGAUCACAGUAUCUAUAUUGCUGACACUGUCAACAAUCGUAUUGUUAGAUGGGAAUUUGGUGCAGACAAAGGUGAAAUAGUUGCAGGUGAAAACGGACGAGAACAUAAACUUGAUCGAUUAUUUCAUCCAACCGAUGUAAUUCUUGAUAAAGAGAAGAAAUAUCUCAUCAUUUGUGAUCAGGCCAACUCCCGAGUGGUAAAAUGGUCUCGUCAAAAUAGUCAGGAUCAACAAAUAUUGAUACAUUCUAUUGGUUGUCAAGGUUUAGCAAUGGAUAAUAAUGGAGAUCUUUAUAUUUCCGACUGUGAAAAUCAUCGAGUGAUACGUUGGCAAGAUGGAGAUAAAAAAGGUACACCUGUAGCAGGUGGAAAUGGAGAAGGAAACGAAUUUAAUCAACUUAGUUGCCCUGGCUAUAUCUUUGUCGAUAAAAAUCAUUCAGUUUACGUAGCAGAUCAGGGGAAUGAUCGUGUGAUGAAAUGGAUGAAAAAUGCGAUUGAGGGCAUUCUUAUUGCUCCCGAACAGAUUUCUGACAAAAUUCCAAGUUCAAUGGUUGCUCCUACAGGUGUGAUUAUUGAUUAUAUGGGUAAUGUUUAUGUGUCGAAAUUUGCUAGUCAUCAAAUAAUACGUUGGUUACCAGGUGCAAUAGAAGGUACUCCUGUUGUUGGUGAAAAAGAAGAUGGAAGUGAACCCACGCACCUCUCACACCCACAUGAUUUAUCAUUUGAUCGACAGGGUAAUCUUUAUGUUGUCGAUCAUUACAAUGCUCGAAUUCAAAAAUUUGACAUUGAUCUUGACUGA